This is a messenger RNA of Rhinocladiella mackenziei CBS 650.93, 2244 nucleotides long. RefSeq lists its product as uncharacterized. The transcript is spliced from 2 exons. NCBI's taxonomy places the organism in Eukaryota, Fungi, Ascomycota, Eurotiomycetes, Chaetothyriales, Herpotrichiellaceae. The record is from RefSeq and is a predicted model, not a curated record. Bases 1 to 2244 code for a protein of 747 amino acids.
AUGACGGCCUCUAACAUGUAUCCCCAAGACCACUUAGCAGAGAUUAUUGGCUACGUAGAACCCUGGAUAGUUGCUCCGGGGGACUCGGUUGCGAUCAAAAUAUCCUGCACAGAACAAGAAUACACAUAUCGCACCGUUCGCUUAAUCCAGGGCGUCGAUCUUGACCACUCACCCAAGAAGGCCGAGGAGGAAGUGUCGGAAAUCCCUCGAGGUCGUCGGAAGGGAAGGUUUCAGGCAGCUCAACCAGGGUCCUACGGCCAUGUUCCAGACUGGGGUUCACCGGAAACGGCGAGAGGCCUUCAAGUGUCUUUUUAUAUGCAACCAUGGCACGUGAGUUGCUCCCAUCCGCAGACAUUUGUAUCUACCUUGCAAGCGGCGACACAUACUGGAUUUGCCAUUGUCCUGAACAGCCAGGGUACUGUCGACAUAUGGCUGGGAAUCAAGCACAACAGAAUCCAUGUUAUCGAGACUUGGCUUCGACCCCAGAAAAAGACUUGGGCGGAAUUCAAUCUCACGCUUCGCGGUCGAUCAGUCAACGCUUCGCUCACACCAAAAGCAUUCAGAGUUGAGCCGAUACCUUCUCAGGCCGCAUUCGAGACCCUGCUAGACGGUGAACCAUCGGUGUACGAGCCAGGGCCGCUUUUCAUUGCAGCGAGCCAGGGUGAUGACUCUUCGGGUUUCGCAGGACGGCGGGCCAUCAAUUUCUUCAAUGGUCGCAUUGACAAUUUGACGCUGAGAACAUGCGACGAAACCCCCGCUGUGCUUGCUAAAUAUGAUUUUGCGCUCGAGAUCUCGAGCGACACUAUUCUCGACGUCUCUGGCCAUGGCCAUCAUGGUACCUUGAUCAAUGGACCAACUCGGGCCGUCAAGGGUCAUGACUGGGACGGGUCUGAAUGUGACUGGACAAAAGCGAAGUUUGGCUAUGGCGCUAUUCAUUUUCACGACGACGACCUGGACGAUGCUGGAUGGGCCACCGAUUUCACCAUCACGGUCCCUCCGAAUGCCCGCUCUGGGGUCUAUGCGGUUGAAGUGAAGGCUACAAAUUGCCAGGAGGCGGACUGGGUGACCUUCUUCGUGCGACCUACAUCGUGGGCCACAGAUAACUCCGACAAAGUCUGCUUCGUUUUCUGCACGUUCACGUAUCUUGCCUAUGCCAAUGAGCGUCUCUACGACACAACACGUGAGAACACUGCCGAUCUGGGGCCAGGUUUCGACAUCAACAAGGUCCUGAAAAGUGACGAGUUCUACAAGAUGCAGCGUCGUCUCGACCUCGGAUUGUCAUGCUACGAUCGUCAUAACGACGGCUCCGGCGUUGUUUUCUCCUCCUCAAAACGCCCCAUCCUCAACGUCCGCCCGGGCUAUGUCAUGUGGGCCUUCUCGCGCCCACGCGAACUCUCGGCCGAUCUCAUGAUGAUUGGCUAUCUGGAGCGCGAGGGCAUUCCUUAUGAGAUCGUGACCGAUCAUGAUUUACACUCGCGUGGGGCUAGCACGCUCCGCGGCUUCAACACCGUCAUCACGGGUUCUCACCCUGAAUAUCACACAAGAGAGUCCUUCGGCGCCUAUGAAAGCUAUGCAAAAGCAGGUGGGAACCUCAUGUACAUGGGCGGCAACGGUUUCUACUGGGUAAGUGCUUUGGACGUUGCUCGUCCGCAUCGACUGGAAAUGCGUCGAGGGGACCGUGGAGUUUCUCCCUUUGCCCUUCCAGGUGGAGAGCACAUCCAGAGUCUCGACGGGCAACAGGGCGGUUUAUGGAGAUCCCGGGGUAUGAGUUGCAACACAUUAUUCGGCGUCGGCUUCUGCGCCCAAGGGACAGGUCCCGGAGUGCCUUACAAGCGGACCGAUGCGUCCAGGAACCCGCAAUUCUCCUGGAUGUUCACUGGCGUCACGGGCGAUUUGAUCGGGGAGCAUGGCUUUGGCGGGGGGGCUUCAGGCGACGAGAUAGAUCGCUACGAUGUGAGAAACGGAAGUCCCGAGGAUGCUGUAAUCUUGGCCACAAGCACCGGUCACAGCGACGACUUUGGCAUUGCUACCGAGGACCUGAGCUUUCCCGCGCUGAACACCCUCGGGACACAAACGAACCUGAUCCGCAGUGAUGUGGUCUAUUAUGUCGGCGCGGGUGGUGGCGCAAUCUUCAGUGUGGGAAGUAUCAACUGGUAUUGCUCAUUAGGUUGGGAUGACUACGACAAUGAUGUUGCAAGGUUCACUGGAAACGUCAUCAAGGGCUUCCUGUUAGGGAAACGAUGA